Molecule: messenger RNA, 1872 nt
Organism: Mytilus trossulus (common blue mussel)
Lineage: Eukaryota; Metazoa; Mollusca; Bivalvia; Mytilida; Mytilidae
Exons: 2
Coding region: 64-1263 (399 amino acids)
Biological process (GO): N-acylphosphatidylethanolamine metabolic process
Cellular component (GO): cytoplasm
Molecular function (GO): A2-type glycerophospholipase activity; glycerophospholipid phospholipase A1 activity
Source: RefSeq, a predicted model, not a curated record
AGGUCAUACAGACUAAUUUUAUAUACACAUUAUCAACAUAAAAUAUUAACAUGAUUAAGGAAAAUGAGCAACGAAGAGAAUAAAGAUGAAAUAACAAGACGGCUGGAAAAGUUUAAUCCAAGUUUCUUUCAACGAUCACCAUCGUCCGGCACUGUUAGAUCAAGUUUCCGUAAACAACACAUUACAACUACGACAAACCAAGAAUCAGCACCGAUAGAAACAAACAAAAACGAAUGCGAGACUUCAGAAACAUGCAUACAAUGCAUAACGCCAAUUCCAGCUCUUUCAUGGAACGACAUUUAUGCAGGGGACCAUAUUAUCUUUGCAGGUAGAAUAUACGACCAUCACGCUAUAGUAGUUCACAAGUAUCCAAUAAAUGAAGCGGAUGAAACUAAAGUAUGUCUUGAAUUGGUUCAUGCAACAAAUACGGCAACUAAGGCUUUCAUGGCUAGCUUCCAUCCAUUUGGCAAUAAAGCAAAGUUAAGAAAGAUGAAAGAAGAAGUAGAUCUUACAAAAAGUAAAGUCAUGAUUUAUGUAUACCAGAAUACUAUUAAACACUUUCAUCCAGAGGAGAUAAUAAAAAGAGCCAUUGCUGAAGCAGAUGCAGAUGCCGAAGGGGGAAAAGGUGAAUUUGUGUAUGAUCUUUUUGUAAAUAACUGUGAGCAUUUUGCUACCUGGUGCGUUACCGGUCAAAAAUUAAGUUUGCAAGUGAGAAAAGUCGGCAUGAUUGUGAAAAUGUUUUUUAGAAACGGAUUUCGAGGAAUAAGCGACGAAAAUCAACGAAAUGAAAAAGAAUUUAAGAGUGGCAUGCUCUGUGAAACAUGUUACGAAAGAAAUAAACAAUUACUUUGUGCAGAGAAAACAAAAAUUCAGAAUAAAAAUCAUGUUCAAAUUGGAGAAAUUAUAAUGUAUAGCUAUUAUAAUUUGUGGCACUGUGCUGUCGUAUUAGAAAUAAUCGAAACUACAGAAAAGGAGGUUCGGUGUAAAAUAGCGCACUAUGCGUUUUGUGGUUUUUGGAAGCAUCGAACAAUACAAGAAGAUCCACUACCGAUACCAUUGGAUGGUUCAAUGUUUGUGAUAACGUAUUCCAAGGAAUACAAUGUAUAUGAACCUCAGGAAGUUGUCAAAAGAGCACGUAGCAGAAUUGGAGAACAACUGUUUUCAUUCUUUUCAAAUGAUUCAAGUCAAUUUGCUCGAUGGUGUAAACUGAAAUUACACCGAGAAGAUGAGAAAAAUACCAAACGUAUUAGUUUCACAACUUAACUCAAAUCUUGUUAUAUCUUUAUCGUUAUCCAUCAGGGACGAAUGUAAAUAAAGGCGAGGAGACGUGUAUAUAUUGUUUAAAGUGUUAAUGCCGGAAUACUGAACUAUUUGAAAGUUUGGCAGAUAGUACUAAAAAUUGAUGCUUAACGUGUACCAUACUUUCGUGUGUCUUAAUGGUUAAAGUCAUAUGAAACGAGAAAAAAUAUGUUUAUUCAAUUCUUCCACCAAUGCAUGUAUAUAUCAUUUACCUGGUCUUAUGUGCAAGAAGUAAUCAAUCGUAUAAUCGUAAAAACAAUUCGGCUCGUCUGUAAUGAUGUGAAAAUAUGACAGCUUAUUAAUUAAUUGUCGUGUUUUGAAGCCUUAUUUUACUGAUUUUCACCAUAUGGUAAACAACCAACAAAGACGCGUGGAUACUGAGCACGUGUAUAACAUGUUCAAUAAUAUAAAAGUUUAUUUCAAUGAAAAACCCAUGCGUAUUUCGAUCAUCGGAUUUUUACGAGAAAGGUCACACUUAGUGCACUGCACACGGAAAACAUGUUUUUUGGCCAUUUGAAAGAAUAUCACCAAAAAAAAAUGAUAAAUCAAUGCAUUUUGGUACGCUUUUGUUUA